CUUCGCUCGCCUCAGUCUGGCUCGGCCGUCGCACAGAAACGACGUGUACGAGUUGCGUGCUACACUCGCCACUCGCGAGCCUCCGGUCGAAUAAAAACUUCAUCUGAUAUUCGAACGAAAAGAGCACGCGCGGCGAAAAUAGUGAGCUCGUGGCUGGGACUGUCGAUAAGAAGGUGGGAGAACGAGUGGUAGGUGCAGGCAGUAUGAUGCUGCCUGCGCUGGCGCUGCUGGUGCUGCUGACGCUGGCCCCAGCGGGGCCCGUAGCAGCGCGUCGUCAUGCACCUGACUUACGGGAGGACGAGCCUGCGCGUCGCACUACACGCCCUGCCGAAUGUCAGUUCGGGAAACAAGCGAAAGAACUCGGUUCGACGUGGUUCGCGGACCUCGGACAGCCUUUCGGUGUGAUGUACUGCAUCAAAUGUGAGUGUAUAUCGGUACAAAAGAAGCGUCGGGUUGUAGCAAAGGUGCAUUGUCGGAACAUAAAGAAUGAAUGUCCGGAACCUUCCUGCGACACGCCCACGCUCCUACCCGGUAGAUGCUGUAAGACCUGUCCAGGAGAUGUAAAUUCUCCUGAUGUCGUACAAGAGGAUAGUCCGACAGUUGUGAUCACGACUAAUGAAGACGAGGAACUGAGUACAAAACAUUUCGGAGCUUUGCUAACCGGUCGUUCGCCGCUGUGCAUACGGCGCGAUGACAUGACAGGAGUCCCGGUGGCUUCAGGCGUAGCAACCGCUCGCUUUACCUUCCGACGUCGCCACCUAUUCUGGUCGGUUCUACUCGGACCAUCUAUGGUUUUACAACCACGAGCCUUAGCUUUCCUAGACAGAGGUGGACGUAUGCUCCUUGAACAUCCUUUAAAACGGGCGCCGGGAAUUCAUAAAACUUACGAGGAAAAAACUGAUAAGUUGUGUGGCGUCUGGCGUCGAGUGCCUCGGGAAUAUAAGCGCUUAUUGAGAGAAGGCUCUUUGUAUGUCGCCUUGAUUUGGGGUGACGAGCGUAACAAUUCGAUGGAAAGUGCUCUCAGUGGUCGAAUAAAUAGAUACCCAGCGCUUUCUACGGAAAUGUUUACGUCUCUGCUUGAACCAGAACAUAUACCUACGACGAUUGGUAACGGACCUUGCGAUGAUUACCGCUCCCCAGGGCAAGAAGAGGGUUGGUGGGGAGGAACAGCUGUCGUCACGGGAGCUGCUGGGGCUGCCCCCAGUUUGCACUUGGCUAUCAUAUACAAUGGUGUGUUCAUGCCUGCUACAAGAGAUCCAUCCGUAAGAGUUCUGCUGACGCUCCCGGAAAGAAAUCAAACGAUUAUUGACGAGAUACAAAAAGUUAACAAACCGGGUUACGAAUUAAACAUAUUAGAAGUUUCUACGCCUGUGUCCGCUGCAGAACUGCGAUCACUAUCAAGAGGACGUUUGCUACUAUCCGUGGAAGCUCUACGCACUUCAGAAAGACGCAUAUCUGGUAGCGUCAGGCAACGAGCAGCUUGUGAAGUGUUCCAUGCACCAUUGAUAGCUGAAAGGCCACCUGCAGCUGUUACCCCCGAGGGUCUGGCAUUGUUAUAUAUUGACAAGGAUGGAUCACUUGUGUAUGAUAUACAGAUAGAGAAUUUGAGUAUAGCAGAUCCGAAGAUUACUCUAGUAGAAGAACAAAGCAAACGUCAUUCGCAAGUGGAGAUAUUAGAUACUAGAAUUGGAGUUCUAGCCAGACCAAGCGCUCGAAUUUUCCCUCCAUUGUACGAAGAUCAACUUGCUGUUCAUAUUGGUUCAGAUACAGGUCCACCAAUGUUACGAGGCAGAUUACUGACUCGACCUUUACCAGACGCGGCUAGUUCUGGACCAGCUCUGCUAAGACGCACAGAUGUUCGUAUGUCUCCCUCAAUCAACCCGGUCGCUGGUCUCGCGUGGCUGUCCGUUGAUGCUUUAUGUGGAAUGAAUUAUGAGGUUGUAAUAAAUGGUUACUCUGGUUCCUGGUCCGCAUGGCUCGACAGUCAUGCAGCUGGGAGCCCUAGGGCUUUGGCAGGAGCUGAAGGUUCUGUUCUAGAACCAUCAGCGAUGGAGCUAACGGCUUUGAACGCUGGCAACGCGUAUCUUAAUGUCCGAGCUUCUGAUAAUGACACUGAAUUCCUGCGUACGCGUUUACCACAGAUAAGCGUGCCACUCUCGUGUCUCCCAGACGUGCCCGAUUCCGACAACGAGUUGAGCGCAAACUAUGCGCCGACGCACGUUAAUUCGCCCCCACCUGACAACUCACUUUCUAACACAGCCUCGUGUUAUUAUGCUGGGAAAACGUAUGAGGACGGUGCGCAAUGGAUGUUGACUGAGUCUUGCCAUAUGUGUGGUUGCGUGCACGGCGUGCUGCGUUGCGACCCCGUACGCUGUCCGCCCGUUAACUGCGCCGUGCCCACGAUACAGCCCCCCGGACAAUGUUGCCCUAUUUGCACUAAUUCAACUAGUGCUGUUUGGAACGAAUCACAUGGUUGUCACCUUGCCGGACAAUAUCAUGCACCUGGUUCUUCUUGGCAUCCAUAUUUAGUACCAGGAGGCUAUGAUACGUGUGCGAUAUGUACAUGUGAGUUUCCGACACGACAAGUGCGAUGUCCACGUGUUAGUUGCCCGCCAUUAAGAUGCGCAGAAAAAGAUGCAUAUAGACCAGAUAAAAAGGCGUGUUGCAGAGUUUGUCCAGAGGUCAAAGCAAAGAAAAUAGAGGAAGAAACGCCUAAAGAUCAGGGUGCGCCGCGAACCGCAGAGGAAAUUCUUGCGGAAGGCGGUUGCAAGUUUCCGGACGGGCCCCUGCCUAAUGGCAAAGAAGUUCAUCCAUCAAUACAUUCACACGGCGAACAGAGAUGUGUCACGUGCCGGUGCAAGGACGGCGAAGUGACGUGCAUCCGCAAGCGAUGCGGGCGGGCGGCGUGCGCGCGCCGACGCCGCGGCGACGCGUGCUGCGCGUGCGCACGCCACCGCCGCCAGCGCGCGCCGCCUCCGCCCAGCUGAGCGCCGCGCGUCCGCGCCCUGCGCCCCCUCGUCGCCCCGCGCGCCCCGCGCCCUCGCGGACCCCCGUCUAUACCCCAGACUGCUCCUAGGCUAAGUGAGUGAACGCUUCGCUCUAUAGACUGAUAUAUUUUUAUGUUCUCUUUCGAUUCGAAUGAGUCCGUCUAGUUUAGUCGGCGUGCGGCGGUCGGCCGAGCGACUCGGAGCAGCCGGAGCGCCCGGCGUCGAAUAUUCGCUUCCCACCGGUAUUUUAAUUGGUAUUAUUCAGAAAUUUGUUGGCGCAGGGAGUGCUUCGCCGACCGCGUCGGUCGUCACGAUCGCACGGAGAGUCAGGAAUGUGAGCGCGGUCGAUGUUAAAGAUGUGCCAUAUUUUCUUAAUGUAAAUAAUAAAUUAUUAAACUUUAUUAUACCUAUGUGCAUAUUUAUUUACGACUCUUAAGGAAUAUUUCGUGGUGUAGCGAUCGUAUCAUGUAUUUUCGACACCAUCACAGAUUGUUUAUUGUCGUCGAUUCGAUCAUCUCUAUUUGUGCAUUUGCUUGUAGUUUUAUCUUUACGUUAUGCCACACUUGUACAUGUUACAUAUUUUAUCGGUAGCUCUUACCGUAUUUAAUCAGCCUGUGUUAACUCUAAUAUGUAAGUAAACAUAAGUAUGCGUAACUUAAGUUCGAUAUAUUCAUGCGAGUAUCGGCCACAACACACUUUGUAAAUACUUUUUACACUUCGUUUUACUUAUAAUGAUAUAUGAUAAUAUACCUAAUGAUAUUGUUCGUUUAGUGUAUGCUGUUAAAAACCGGUAGCAUGGUUACACACCGUUAUAAAGCAAUUAGAAUUUAGUUAAAGUGAAUUUCUUGACUAGUUUUGUUUAAUUACUAGGUACAGUUUUUAUAGUUACGUAAUUAAGGAAGCUAGUCCAAAUGUGUUGAUGUGAUGGAUACAAUGCCAUGUAGCUAGAAAUAUGUCUGCUUUGAUUGAUAUUGAUAAAUAUAAUUAUUAUUUUACGAUAGACUAAAUCUAAAAGUAUUUAGCUUAUACGGCAAACAAAAUAAUCGGGGCUUACUCUGUGAGAAUUUGCCAAAAAUUUGUAAACAUUGUAAAGAGAAAGGCGUUUGUGGGAUCUAGUCCAUCAAAUUGUGAAUGUAUUAUAUUGUUAUACUCACGUUAUUGGCUAUCUAAUUUUAUGUUUUUUACGUAAUUAAAAUACGAUUCGAUAAGGGCACGAUUUAUUCUGGUUUUAGUUCUAUAAUCUAACCGUAGUGAGUAAUCACAACUAUGGCUUGCGAAUAACAUAACUAAUAGCCAUAAUGGGUACUAUAAACUUGCUUGUAUUGCAUUGUUUUUAUUUGAUAAUUAUUUCUAGUUGCCGACUCGAUUAUUUUCCCUCAUUAUACAAAGGGAUUUAUAUUUAUAUUUGAUUCUAAAAUGUUAUAUGUACCUAUUGAAUGUAUUUAAUUUGGAAUAUAAGAAUUAAAUCUAGCUAGACUUGUGGAACUGGUCAAAAUUUCUGUAAAACGCCAUACAGUUUUAGUAUGCAAUAAAUUACCUGUGAAUUCAAA
This is a messenger RNA of Vanessa tameamea, 4537 nucleotides long. RefSeq names its product dorsal-ventral patterning protein Sog (gene sog). Gene Ontology annotation, molecular function: BMP binding. The transcript has 16 exons. Gene Ontology annotation, biological process: negative regulation of BMP signaling pathway; multicellular organism development; dorsal/ventral pattern formation. The record is from RefSeq and is a predicted model, not a curated record. Lineage: Eukaryota; Metazoa; Arthropoda; Insecta; Lepidoptera; Nymphalidae. Bases 204 to 2987 code for a protein of 927 amino acids.